AUGCAACUGAUGACGUUUUUAUUGAUACUCUUCGCUUGGGUCUCCUAUUCUAUUGCUACUCAGACGAGUUGGUCCGAUGGCUUGAUGCGUACUUUAGCAACCGGAGUGGGCAGCACUGCUUCUGAUGCGCCCACAUAUAGAUGUUUUUGCGAUAUAAAUAUGAACUGGAUUGAGAUGGAAAAAAUAGCGGAACUUGUCUCACAAAAUUAUAUUAAUAACACGUCAAAUAUAGAUGUGGACUUGAGCAAUACUAUUCUUGAUGCCAUUGAUCCUUUGAAAAGCAGAGUGUGUAAAGAUCUUUCCAAACCUGACUUAUUCAAUAAUAAACCAAACUUAAGACAUGAAAGUGUUUCAAUUAUCCAACGUAUUUCCAAUGUUUUAUUUGCUGGUAUUGAACAAUUAUUUUCUCGAUUAGUCACAAUAAUAAAAGCAAACCAGCACUGUACGGGUAUUACGUCAUAUCCUACUUCUAGAAGCCGUGGAAAUUUAUCCAAGAAACUCACCGUAUAUUUAUGGGUAUCUUGGUUCCAAAUCAAUGAUGUAACUGAUACUGACAGUAUUUAUAUUAUUGCUGUUUCAUUACCAAAGGUACAAACAACUUCCAUAAGCUCUGUUAUCUCAAAAGAAGUGAGGAAAUGGAUUUUUGAUGAAGCACGUAAGACGAACCUGGCAUCAUGGUGCAGUAAAAACGUAAUAAAUAAUAAUUGGGAAGCCAACUUCCGGUUUCUGAAAUGGAAUGGUGAGAAACUUUUUCAACAAAAUAUAUGGGAUAUACCAUGCCAAUCCAUUCAAAUGACCAUGCAUUGA
Molecule: messenger RNA, 807 nt
Organism: Saccharomyces mikatae IFO 1815
Lineage: Eukaryota; Fungi; Ascomycota; Saccharomycetes; Saccharomycetales; Saccharomycetaceae
Exons: 1
Coding region: 1-807 (268 amino acids)
Source: RefSeq, a predicted model, not a curated record